CACGGAGUAUAACCUUGAGCUAGAAGCUCGCCUUCAAAUUUCGGGUUCUUUCAACGCCAGGCUUUGGCCCACUUGUUACUGACCUUAUGUAACUAGCUCUCACUGUCUAGAAUAUGAGUACUCCAUUUGCUGCGAACCAGCGGUCUGCUUGAGGCACAUGCGCUGACAGUUUCGCCGAAAAUGGACGCGUUGCCAUCGUCCCAGGCCAGAUACAUCAACCAGGACCCUAUACACGCUUUGAGGAAUGAGUUUUAUGGCCAGAGCGGCGCACCGGACGCAGGCCGCGGUCCUGCGAAGGGCGUCGUGGUGUUUUCCUACGCGCCAGAGGAGGUCCUACGCCAGGCCAAGCUCGAGGCCAUGGAGAUAAAGAUCCGACGGAAGAUGCUCGAGCAGAAAGCCGCGCAGGGUGACUCGCACGCGCUGCGCGAGCUGACCGAGGGCCCCGUCGUGGACAUCGCCAAGCUUGCGGAGCUGGGGUGCGGCGGCAAGCAUGCGGGGGGUCGGGACCAGGUCAAGGCCCUUGUGGUGCCGCCGGAGCUAACGGAGCACGGCGAGGAGAUCCGGGGGAGCAGCAAGGUUAUUAUCAAAGGCGAGAAGCGGGACUUCCAGCGCCUCGGCGGUGCCGGCGGAGCUGGCGACGGCAGCGGGCAGGCCGCCAACGGUGGCGGCACCCGCGGCGGUGGCGGCGGCGGAGCCGGCGGCAAUGUCGCCGCCGGCGGUCGGCCCACUCCUGUGUUUCGCACAACUGACGUCGGGGAGCGGUUGGAUGCGGCGACCAGUGCGCGGAAGAAGCAGGGCGGCAGCCCCAUGCGAGGGGUUCCGGGGCGGCGCAAGGAGCGGCGGCCGGUGGACCCGCUGAAGAAGCAGCUGCGGGACGGCAUGCUCACCUACGUGCCGGUCAAGUUCGAGAAGCCAGAGGGCGUGGGCCGCGCGGCGCUGGUCACACAGGCGCAGGCGCUGUCGGAGGCGCGGCACGAGUACGACGCCGUGAAGCCGCGCCGCCCCGCCUCCGCCCCCCUGCGCCGCUACAUGAGCAUAGGCGCAGCCACGGGCGCCAGCAGCAGCAUGCGGGCCAUCGCGGCGGCGGCGGCGCUGGCGGAGGCGGGCGACUUCGGCGGCGCGGGCGGGGCAGGGAGAGGCGGCGGCGGAGGCGGCCUGGGCGGCGGCCUGGGUAUGGGCGAGGACAAGUGGGGCGACGUGCCGCUUGUGCGGGUUCAGGAGACGGACCUGCUGGCCACGUAUCGGGCCAAAUCGCAGCGACUAGUGGCGGCGGCGCUGGCGGCGGCGGAGGCAGAGGCGGCCGCGGCGCGGCAGGCAGCGCCGCCGCCGCCUCCCGGCUCCCCACGACCCAUGCGCGCCACGAUCCGGUCAGACAGCUUCAGCCGGGGGCAACAGCCGGGCGCCGGCGACGCCGACGCAGCGGCGACAGCAGCCGCGGCGGCUGCGACGGCGGUGGGAGCCGGAGUGGCGGGCGUUGUGGGCGCGAGGAGCGCAGCAGCAGGCGGCAAGGCCAGCACUGGGGGACGGGCGACGAGCCCGGGCAGGCGCGGCACCGGGUCCGGCAGCGUGCCGGCCACCGCGGCGGAGGCGGCGGCAACUGGCGGCGGAGGCGGAGGCGCCUCGACGUCCAUACCCAACCGCAGGGGGCACACGGUCACGGUGAUAGAGCCGCACGAGGAGUCGACGGCGACGACGACGACAGGGGGCAGCAGAGCCCGCGGCACAGCCGCGGGCGCUGCCACCGGCGCCGGCGUCGCUCGCUCCCCGUAUGCAGCAUCUGCUGCACGCAAUGCCGCCGCGCAGGCGGCGCACGCGCACGCUCACGAGCACUCGCAACCACAAUCGCCUUCGAGCCCAGGGCUGCCGCCGAAAGCACCGCGGCGCUCCGCCGACUCCGUGCCUGCCAUCGGCCUGUCCGCGACCGCCGCCGCCACUGCGGCGAUGAGUGCCCGCAACAAGUCCAGCCGCCCCGCCUCCGCCAUCGCCGCCGCCUCCAACAGCAGCGCUUGGGCGGCGGCGCCGCCCGCCGGCAGCGGCGCCGGCGGAGCCACUCGCGUCUGGUCCGCCCAGGGGGCGUCCUCUUCCCCGCCACGCGUUGGUUCGGCGCUGCGGCGGCCGGCGUCUGCCUCCGCGGCCUCUGGCGGCGGCGGCGGCGGCGGCGGCAUGGGCUCGGGCAAGUCGCUGCUGUCCGCGCCUGGCGGCGCGGAGGGCUUUGGCAUGCCCCGCCAGACCUACCAGCCGCCCGACCCCGAGUCGCGCCGCGCCAUCCAGAGCCGGCCGGGCUCGGCGGUGGGCACCGCCAAGACCAACAACCGCAUCCGCGGCCCCGCCCGCAGCCCCUCCCACCUCGCCGCCUCCUACUCCGGACCCGUGGCGUCGCUGCCGCCGUGGGCCGAGGGCGCUGCUGCCGCCGCCGCCGCCGCCGCCGCUGGCCUGGACAGCAACAGCUUCACCUCUCGGUCGCUGUCGGGCUCGCUGCUGGCGAGCACGUCGCUGUCGCUGCCGCACCCGCUGCCGCACCCGCUGCCGCAGCCGGGCGACCCCUGGGCCACGCCCUCCACCUCCUUCCCCGACGCCGCCGACCGGGCGCACCUGCAGGAGCGCAUCCUGGGCGGCCUGGCGCGCCAGUACGCCAUGAACGCCGAGGAGACCGCCGAGGCGCUGGCGGCGGCGGCGGCGGGGCACGGCGCGCACGCCGUGGCGGCGGCCGCAGGCGCCGGCGGCGCCAGCCGCCGCAGCGGCGGCGGCCACCUGGGCAUGACUGCAGAGGAGGCCGCCGCGGCGGCGGCGGUGCAGCGCACAGCGGCGGCGAUGGCGUCUGCCGGCGCGGAUGGUGGUGGUGGUGGCGGCGGCGGCGGCGGCCGCGUGCGGCCGCAGUCGGCUCCGAACCGGCGUCUGCGGCCUCCUAGCGCGGGGCACUGGGCGGGGCGGCCGGACCCGGAGUCGGUGCGGCGCAGUCUGGUCAAGUCGGGCGCCACGCACGUGUAUGACCCCGAGGUGCAGCCCACGCCCGUGGACAACUACAUGAACUCGCUGGUGGGGCUGGACUGAGGGGGGCUGAGAGGUGAGAGCAGUGUGUAUCAAAGAUGGAAGUGCCGAUGGAGGUGGGUGGGUAGCCAUUCAUGCGAACGGUGUGUAUCAAAAAUGGAAGUGCCGAUGUCCAGGGGUACAGGGGAGGCAGGUGGAGGAAGUCGGAGCGCGGAGGAAGCGGGGCUGGGGAGGUGUAGACGUGCAGCAGGAGCGAGUACGGCAUGUGGGUCGAGGGAGGCAGUGCGGGCGCGAGAGGUCCCGGCGAGCUACGCCCUUGGGUGCGGAGGUGCCAACGUGCUCCAUGUGGCUGCUGUGUGCAUGUGCGAGCGCAUCUAGAGUAGAUCAGCAGGCUACCAGGUUAGCGCAGUUGUGUUUGUGUGCAUGGACUGUGAUCCGUGGAGGUGAUCAUAGCGGCAUUGCUUGCUGCGCUGCGAGAGCGCAUGGCUGGGUGGUUACUGAGCACUGGCAUUGGCAGGAGCCUUGGGCGUUGUUGCAUCACUGAUCGGAGUUCAGAACUGAAUGCUGGCAGACUCGCAGGAAUGCGGGCGAGGUGGGUGGUGGUACGUUUCGGCGCGUCGGCGGGAGGGCAUUUCUCGCACAUCACAGCGUUAGAGUCACAUGUGGUGGUACUUCGUGGCAAGUGGCGAGCGCUAGAACAUGCACUUUGGGUGCGACAUACACGCAGCAGCCGUGGCCGUCUUUAUUUGGAUGUGAGCUUGUGACUGGGUUCCUGCACCAUUAGCCGACAAUCUGACAUCACUCAUGA
Chlamydomonas reinhardtii is the source of this 3796-nucleotide messenger RNA. RefSeq lists its product as uncharacterized. The transcript has 5 exons. The record is from RefSeq and is a predicted model, not a curated record. Bases 181 to 3051 code for a protein of 956 amino acids. NCBI's taxonomy places the organism in Eukaryota, Viridiplantae, Chlorophyta, Chlorophyceae, Chlamydomonadales, Chlamydomonadaceae.